AUGGAUAUGGAGGCAAAUACUUGUCCGCCCCAGAGCGAUAGAAUACACAAAGAAUCUCCACAAUUGGUUGCUGUGUUAAAAGAAAUGAAGGAUGGUUUGGAUACUGUGAGGACUAAAAUUCAGGCUUUGACUGCUAAGGUGAAAGCAGGAAAUUUGCGUACUGCAGAUGGAAUAAGCUAUCUCGAGGCCAAACAUUUACUGCUUCUAAAUUAUUGUCAGUCUCUUGUCUAUUAUUUACUUCGCAAGGCAAAAGGAUUAUCAAUUCAGGGACAUCCCAUAGUACAGAGUCUUGUUGCCACAAGAUUAUACUUAGAGAAGAUUCGCCCUAUUGACAAAAAAUACCAAUACCAAAUUCAGAAGCUAACAAGAGCUACAGAAACCACAGAGGAAAAGUCAGGCUCAACUGAGAAAGAAGCAAAUGCAACUCAGAAGUCUGAGGACUUGUUGAAAUAUCGCCCGAAUCCAGACUUACUUGUUAGCAAAGUGAAUACUACUGUUGAGGAUGGUGAUGGUGUGUAUCGGCCCCCAAAAUUGGCCCCUGCUAUUAUGGAUGAAGAUAAGAUGACAAGACAGGAGAGAAAUGCUUUGAGAAGAGAGAAAGAGAGUCUGCGACAAGUGAAACAGAGUGCCUAUCUAAGAGAAUUUAUGAAUGAUCUGGAAGGAAGGCCCGAAGAGAUCACGGAGACUGUAGGACCUGAAAGUAGAGAAUUGACGAAGUAUAUGGCAAAGAUGGAAGAACGUGCACAACAAGAGGAGGAACAUUUCACGCGUGCUCCACUGACAAAAUCAGAGAAAAAGACAAUGAAACAUUUGAAGAAGUCUAGAAAUGGGUUACUUGGUCUGACAGAAAGUUUCUAUGAUGAAAUUAAAAGUUUACCUUUAGGGGACAGCUUAACCGAGCAAACUGCCUUCGACAUUGGUAGCAGUGGAGAUAGAAAAUUUAAGAAGUGCAAGAGGAAGCAUUGA
Molecule: messenger RNA, 966 nt
Organism: Fraxinus pennsylvanica
Lineage: Eukaryota; Viridiplantae; Streptophyta; Magnoliopsida; Lamiales; Oleaceae
Source: the annotation of a GenBank genome assembly